Exaiptasia diaphana is the source of this 3701-nucleotide messenger RNA. Its product is annotated as deleted in malignant brain tumors 1 protein. Gene Ontology annotation, biological process: protein phosphorylation. The record is from RefSeq and is a predicted model, not a curated record. The transcript is spliced from 18 exons. Gene Ontology annotation, molecular function: protein kinase activity; ATP binding. Gene Ontology annotation, cellular component: membrane. Lineage: Eukaryota; Metazoa; Cnidaria; Anthozoa; Actiniaria; Aiptasiidae. Bases 440 to 3607 code for a protein of 1055 amino acids.
AUAACGAAAGUCGCCAUACAUGACAUUUUUUCAAAAUAUAAGUAAACAUUGCAAAGCAUACAAAACGGCCUGUCUGUUGUGACUGAAACGAAGCUCACGUUUGACUGACUCAGAAAUAGAGCACUCGUGGCCUCAUUGAAAUCGUGGGAAAGCGCAAGUUUUGGCUUGAAAAGAGGUGCGUUUAUCUUAAAUGGUUAUUGAAGCCAAGGAUACGCCAUGAAUCAUCGAAUAUUUGAGUUUGCUGAAGAAAAUGACUGAGGUUUAACAGAGAAAACAAACUUUACGAGUAAGGUAUCUUGUAAGUGAGAAAAAGAUCAAAUUAGUCUACAAACUAAAUCAAUUAGUAGCGUUGAACUGAAACAGUUGAAAACACUUGGUCAACGUCCAAGAGAAAGACUGACCCGCGCGCCCAAAUAAAUGGUUACGUCUAGGACGUUCAAUGGCCUUUUAUCGAUGGGUUGUUCUUGUUUUUGUCUGUACUCACUUGGGAACAGGGUUAGGUAUCCCUGUUAGACUUGUCCACAAGCCAGUACCACACGCUGGCCGCGUCGAGGUGUUCUAUAAAGGGGUCUGGGGAUCAAUAUGCGACGAUUACUGGAAUAUUGAGGACGCUCUGGUUGUCUGUCGUCAACUUGGCUUCACUGGUGCGCUCUCCGCUCCCUGCUGCACGGUCUUUCCUGCAAACCAGUCGAGUACAAACCAGACGGGCAGGUUUUGGCUUGAUGACGUCAAUUGCCGUGGCAACGAGACGGACAUUGGCGAGUGUCGGCAUAACCCAUGGGGGAUUACUGACUGCCGCUAUCCCUCGUCUCAAGCAAACGUGAUUUGCAUUCCAACAAAUUAUACAAAUGAUUAUAGUUUACGUCUGACUGGGGCCUUGGUUCCAUAUGCAGGCCGUGUGGAAGUUUUGCACGCAGGAAUCUGGGGCGACAUUGAUAACAUUGGCUGGGAUAUCAACGAUGGUCACGUGGUAUGCCGGUCUCUUGGAUACAGUAGGGCCGUUACUGUUAUCUAUAGUGCAGCACGGGUGUUUAAAGUUGUGCAGAAUAUUGUAAAAUGGUUAAAGAACAUCGAGUGUCGUGGGAAUGAGACGCGGUUGACGGAGUGUCCCUUCGCUGUUGAAACAGAGAGAUCCUCUUAUGGCUUUAGCGCUGGAGUGCUUUGUCAGCAAAACAAUGCCACAACGCCGUUAUUCCGACUCGCCUUCAACAACAACACGGUGCCUUACGCUGGUCGCAUAGAAGUCCAGUUGGCUAAGAUGUGGGGCAUUGUCAAUGACRAYCWWUGGGAUAUGACRUCAUCUCACGUGAUUUGCAAACAGCUGGGAUACGCAGGCGCAGAGAUGGUCCUUCACGGCGCAACUAAUGUUCUUGGGAUCAAAGGGAAGCCGAUGAUUGAAUGGAUUCGUAAUUUUAAAUGCAAUGGUAGUGAGAAUUCAUUGGCGGAUUGUAGCUAUUCAAUUCAUUUUAAUAAUGAUGGCAGUAAUGAUGCUGGUGUUGUUUGUGCGACGAACCAUAGCGACGUCCGAUUUCGUCUUUCCGGAGGUGGGAAAUCAUAUGGCCGCGUGGAGACGUAUUACGCUGGAGUCUGGGGRACAGUCCACAAYGCCGGCUUCGACAUCAAGGCCGCUAAAGUUGUCUGCAAUCAGCUCGGACUCAGUGGUUCCCCAGAUAUAAUUAAAUUUGCAGCUGGUCCAUUUGGAAGUGGUACAGGGCCAGUUUGGCUGACCAGACUAAGUUGCUAUGGUAACGARUCAAACCUAUGGGACUGCGAACAUUCUCGAGUAAUGAAAGAUAUGUGGAGUCAUGACUAUGAUGCUGGGGUUGUGUGUGACUCAUCUCAGUCAGAUUUAAAGGUUCGUCUAAGUGGCUCCUACUAUGGCCGAGUAGAAAUCUCCUACUUGGGGGUAUGGGGUACAAUGAGUGGCGCCAGCUUCAACAAGACAGUUGCUGACGUCAUAUGUCGUCAGCUGGGUUACCCAUCAUCCUUAGAGAGCUUCAAAUAUGGAGCGUUUGGAGGUGGUCAAGGGCCUGUUUGGUUGAAUGAUGUACUCUGCAGUGGCAAUGAGACUAAUAUCGGUUCGUGUCUUUAUGAUGGUUUUAGUUCAGUUUAUCCUACUCAUUUGGACGAUGCUAGUGUUGUUUGCUAUACUGGAAUUUCCUACGAAGACUUCAAAAUACGUCUCGAAGGUGGUGGAUAUUCAUAUGGCCGCGUAGAGGUCCAGUACAAAGGGAUCUGGGGCAGUGUUGUUCACGUGAGAGACAAGGACUCGCAGCGUGUUGGUCACGUGAUGUGCAGACAACUCGGCUUCAGUGGACUGAACAAAACUAUCUUUAAUGCCGUUAACAUAUAUGGAAAGGGUACCGGCCCCGUGUGGAUGACUCAUGUCCGUUGCCUUGGUAAUGAAUCUAACAUCGGAGAGUGCUUUUUUGAAAAAGAUUUCCACGCACGAUAUCCAGAAUUUGGAUUAAUAUGCAACUCGACAAGAAAACCGACUACUUCACCUCCAGCARCAACAGGCAGUAGUUCAACACCAGUUCCUUCGAAGUUGUCMAAAUUUGUCACAAUUGGAGUCCCGGUGAUUGUCGGGAUUGUAGCAUUCGUCAUUAUUUUGGUACUUUUUAUAAAAGUCUGUAAAAAACGUGGAAAAUACACGACAAGCAAUGAGUUUGUCAGGAUGGAUGAUGCCAGUUCUCAAAGGUCAAUCGAGAGAGGAGACAUGCACUCGUUUCGUAACAUUGCUUUAGAGAUGGAAGACGAAAGGACCGAAUGGCUAGARAUCCCACGAAGUGACGUCACCCAAACUGAUGAAGAAAUCGAAAGGGAAAAUAACCAAGUCAUUCGUAAAGGACAAUUAAAAACUAACGGGGGUAGUGUUAGGAGRUGUUUAGUCAARUCAAUAUCAGGAUGUGAUGAACGUCCCGUGGUCUCGAAUGAGCUGAAAACUGUAUGCCGUCUUGACAAACAUCCCAAUAUAUUAGAUUUCAUUGGAGCCUGCAGUUUGGAAGGGCCAUUGCUCUUAAUAUUUGAGUUUCCCGAGUGUGGGAACAUGCUGCAUUACCUUCGUAAACAUCAAGUAAUCGCUGAUGAUAACGACAAUCAGACCAGCAUGACUUGCGGUCUACCAAAAGCAGAACGAUUAAGAUUGGCACUGGAAGUAGCUACAGGAAUGAAAUGGCUUGCACAGCAAAAGUGUAUCCAUGGUUACCUAGCAGCGAAAAAUGUUUAUCUUGGUAAACAGGGUUCUGCUAAAAUUGCAAACAUUGGAGCGUCACGUGACUGUGAUAUCACCAAGGACGAUUACAGAUGGAUGGCCCCCGAGUGCAUGGAGUCUUCAAAGUUCUCAACUAAAAGCGAUGUGUGGUCUUAUGGAGUUUUAUUAUGGGAAAUAGAAACAGGAGGAUUAUCGCCGUAUUCGGAGAUUGAAAACAACGAAAUCUACCCGAAAUUAAAAUCGGGGUACAGGCUCCAGAAACCUCUUAACUGUUCAGAUAAAAUAUAUUCUAUUAUCACACACUGCCACAGAGACAAACCUGACCAAAGGCCAGACUUUGGCAAAGUUAGUGGCCUUGUUGAAGCAAUCGUCGUUGAAGAAACUGCUUGUUGAUGAAUGAACGCACUGCAAAAUUAAAUGAUUACAUCAUUUUAUACAUGCAUCAGGAGUUUCGGAGAACAAUGCGUCCGCCAUCUUGAAAAGUGAG